Molecule: messenger RNA, 1848 nt
Organism: Megalops cyprinoides (Indo-Pacific tarpon)
Lineage: Eukaryota; Metazoa; Chordata; Actinopteri; Elopiformes; Megalopidae
Gene: diabloa
Product: diablo, IAP-binding mitochondrial protein a
Exons: 6
Coding region: 193-990 (265 amino acids)
Biological process (GO): intrinsic apoptotic signaling pathway in response to oxidative stress; neuron apoptotic process
Cellular component (GO): mitochondrion
Source: RefSeq, a predicted model, not a curated record
UGUGUGGAGGAAUGUUUAGCGCAUAGCGGCUCAACAUUUAUUUUAUCCGCUAGGUGGCGACAGUCUUGGACAACAAUUUUAUCUAGAAAGACUAAACGGGUGUAUUUAAACUGAAAUAGUAAUUUUUAUUCUAUUUUUAAAAAACACAAAAGUUAUCUCUUAGCAGUAAAUCCACCAAACCCACCUGAAAAUAUGCAAGCUACACGACACUGUUUGGUUUGUUCUACUAGGGGACUUUUAGACAGUCGGACAAAUUUCCUGCAACUCGCAGCCAAUAUGGCGGCGUUUAGGAGAACGCUCGCAUGUGUCAGUUUACUCAGCAGGAACACCGCCGGGGUCCCGACCAGCAGCAGAUUCACACGCCAGCGGCUUGGGAAGCUUCCUACGGUGGUGCGGAGCAACUGGAUCUCUCUGAGUGUGGGUGGCGGCCUGUGCACCAUCCCUUUCUCACAGCAAGUGGAAAACCUUUCCCAUGAUGCCCUGAUCCGUAGAGCGUCUUCCCUGGUGACGGACAGCGCAAACACCUACCUCUCCCAGACCACACUCGCUCUUGUGGAUUCACUCACACAGUAUUCCAAAGCUCUGCACACACUCAUUGCACUGCAGAAGAGAUACUUGAAUUCCAUUGGGAAGCUCACCCCUGCAGAGGAGGACUCUAUUUGGCAAGUGAUCAUUGGCCAGCGCGUGGAGGUAGGUGACAAACUGGAGGAAUGCAAGCGGUUUGAGUCGAACUGGCUGAACGCCAUCAACCUGUGCGAGCUAGCAGCUGAGGCGGCCUACAACGCAGGGGUGGAGCCUGCAUCCAUCACCACACGGAACAACCUGCAGGUGGCUCAGUCGCAGGUGGAACAGAUGCGGCAGCUGUCGUUGGAUGCGGAGAGGAAGCUGGCUGAGACCAAGGCCGAGGAGAUCCAGAGGAUGGCAGAGUACGCCUCCACCAUGGACAAAAUGGCCGAGGAAGUGCCAGAGGCCUACCUGCGGGAAGACUAACCGUGACACCUGUGGCUAACACUGUCCCGGUGGUCCCAAGGAAGACCAUAAGAGUAAAAAAAAAACGCAAAAGAGGAAAAAGGAAAACAUUAAAGUGUAACCUUAAAUUCUCUCUCAAUCUGACCGAUUAUGCAAGAUGGAUAAGCGAGCGUGAUUGUCAGCGCAUGAGGCAGUGAGGUUACAGGGCGGUGAUUAUGGCCAUAUAUGGGAGUGAGCAGAAUUUUUUAGCAUCUGCCCCAGUGGUUCUUGACACUAGACAGUCAUGUCCUGUUUCUCAGCUUGUGCUGAAUGUCCAGCAUGGACUUCUGUCAAAAUGUCCUUGUACAGUGGGAGAUGGAGUGCUCUUGAGAUUAAUAAGAAUUAAUCCGUUUGUGAAGGCCCUUUCAACUGUGUAUUUUGGUGUCUUACACUAUACAGGAAUUACUUCUUAGCUGUUACUCAACACAACAACCUGUAGUGGGAAAGUUGAUAGUCAACAUUUCUCUUUAAAGGCACAAAAUAACAUAAAGGGAGAUAAUAAUGUUUUGUGAAAUUGAUGCCAAAAUGUUUGCCCAGACAUCAAGGAUGAAUUAUGUGACUUUUAUUCACUACCAGUUCAGUGUGCAAUUUAGUGAGGUAGUUAUAAAUUGCUUCAAAUGCCAAAGGGUUCAAUGGCUUAGAUGUUGUAAACUGUCUAAACUGAGUCAGUAACAAGGAUUACCUGUCAUGGAUGCAUAUGUAAUACGCACAGUCAAAGAGGAUAUAAAAUAAGCAAGUGAUAUUUCACUUAAUUUGUUAAUGUGUAGAAGUUGAAAUACACAUUGUUAAAUGUGAAUUUGUUGUUCAAAGGUACAUGAAAUAAACAACAAAUAAAGCAUA